CCACGCCCAGGUCACGUGACACCGCCCAGCCUGUCCUGAGAGGGCACGGAAACAGCUGAACGAGAACAACAACAUGCUGCAGACUUUUUCUCACUCAAACUCGUCCCACAUUCCUGCUGCAGCGGCUCGGACGUGGGUAGCAUGCGUGCCCGGUGAACGGCGGACCCCACUCGGGGGAGUUUAGGGGAAACCCCGGAGCUCGUCACCCUCCCUCCCCCGAACCAGCAAGCCGCACCAUGGCCCCGUCCCUCAUCCCAGACUGCCGCAAUCUGACAGUCUCGACGUGGCUGCUGUCGCUCUGCUUCGUCCACUGGCUCUGCCUGGACUUCACGGUGGCGGAGAAGGAGGAGUGGUACACAGCCUUCGUCAACAUCACGUACAUCGACCCCGUUACCUCCGCGCCCAGGACGGAGAAAAGCGAAUGCGGUCGGUACGGGGAGCACUCGCCCAAGAGAGAAGCCAAAGGUCAGGUCCUGCUCCCGGCCAGCCCGCAGGACAGACAGGCGUGCGACCCCAACGUCAGGUUCCCGCGGGCCGCCCAGAGCGCCGGGGCCUGGGUGGCGCUGGUGGCCGCAGGGAACUGUUCAUGUCAGGACAAAAUCCGCAACGUUGCAAACUCCAACUCGUCUGCUGUUGUGAUAUACAACACCGCCAACGACACCAUAACAAUGCCACAUCCAGACACAGGUGAUGUUGUGGCCGUCAUGAUCCCUGAGCCCAAAGGUCGUGAGCUCGUGGGCUUGUUAGAGCGGGGCCUUGUGGUCACCCUGCACAUCACUGUAGGAACGCGUAACCUGCAGAAGUACGUGAGCAGAACCUCUGUCGUGUUUGUCUCCAUCUCCUUCAUCGUCCUCAUGAUCAUCUCCCUCGCCUGGCUCGUCUUCUACUACAUCCAGAGGUUUCGCUACGCUAAUGCACGAGAUCGCAACCAGAGGCGAAUGGGAGAUGCUGCUAAAAAGGCCAUGAGUAAGCUUCAAGUACGCACUCUAAAGAAAGGAGAUAAGGAAAUGGAACCUGACUUUGACAACUGUGCUGUCUGCAUCGAGUGUUAUAAACCUAAUGACGUUGUGAGGAUAUUACCAUGCAGGCAUGUUUUCCACAAACACUGCGUUGAUCCAUGGCUGCAGGACCACCGCACGUGUCCCAUGUGCAAAAUGAACAUCCUAAAAGCCCUGGGAAUUCCUUUCGACGCGGACUACAUAGAUGAGAUUCCUCCUGACUACGAGGUGUCUAUCCGGGGUCCGUUCACCAAUCCUAUCAGUGCUGCAAGUGAAAUUACGGUCAAUGAGAGCUCAGUGGUGCUGGAACCUGCUGGAAGAGCAGCGGACCCACAGAUGAUGCAUCAUUACGCAGAGAUGGUUCCAGCGCCGGACCAAAGCCACAUCAUUGCCAGCAGAGUGACUAAUUGCACCUCCCAUCCCUCAGGUGAACACCAGCCUCCGCUCAGCAGUGAUUCAGACACUUCAGUCCUCACGAGCAUGGAGAGGUCUGAGGUGGAGCUGUCUGCGGAGCAGGAAUGUGACGAGGCCAAAUCCCGAGCCAAUCAGUACUGAAUGAAAGGGAUGGAGGAACUCGGUGAGAGCAGGACUGGGAGUCCAUCAGAGACGGGGCCGUGCUUGAAGCUAAUGUGAAGUGUGUCCCCUCAGACCCCACGUCCACACAGACUGAAAGAGACUCCUUUCUGUCUGUAGAUGUGAUUCUCUCCUUCAGCAGUCGGUCUCUUCACAUCCUUCAGCCUGCUGUCUGAAGAGCACAAACAGACCGAGCUCAUCACAGAAGGCAGCAGUCGGAUUAGGAUCCUGAACUUAAUCCGGCUGCACAGGAGCAGCGGGCCGACCCUAAUGCAUGUCUGCAACUUCAGUUAGCAUGAAAUUGUGUCUUGGUACAUGAUCACUGCCAGCAGAUUAUAGAAGUUUUGUAGACAAACAUCAGCCGAAAGUAUGUCGGUGAACCAACAGCACACAUUCAGCAUCUUCAAAUUGGGGUAUAUGAUGGUUUAUUUUUUCAUAAAACUUGAAAUUUAGAUUUCACAAGACAGUAAAGAAUGUGUACGCACAAAAGAAUCGGAAUUUCUAAAUGGUUUUUUUUAUGUUACUGUUUGUGUAUGUUGGAUUUUAACCUUUCACCUGUUACAGAAAGGUUCCCGUCUUCACAUUUGACAAUCGUAGCUUUGUCAAAAGCAUUUUGAACUGAUGUCAUCCAUUGCUCCACUCAAACGGCUGCUAGAUUUUACAGCACAGCAGGAAAGGGAAAUGCUGCGUUAGGCAAAUCUGGUUAUUGAGGUUUAUUCUACUAAGGGUUUUUUUAUUUUGAACCUGACCAGUCUGCAACACUUAAGAUGAGCACAAAUUCACCACAUGUUUUCAUGCUAUAGAACUUUAAAAAAAAAGAUAUAAAAGCACAUGAACAGAAAGGAUUUUUAAAAAGGUAGACAUAAAUCUAUGCCAUACCACCUUUUGAUCCCAAAAGCACAACUUGUACAGUUUGAAGAUGUCUCCACUUGAAGCUUUCAAGUGCGUCCUUACUGCUCUGAAAAAAACAAACAGGUUUUUAUCAAAAUUAUUUUAUUUACCUUGAAAGUUAAUUUAUUUUGGGUUUUUUUUGUUUAAAAUGAAACCAUAAAAUAGAAAAUAUAUAUAUUUGUUUUCAUUUUCUUAAGUUGUUUGGUCAAAAAUCCAUUUUAACUGUUGCAUCUACAUAAACUAAACGGGGAAACUCACAAGGAUGUUAUUUUUCUUGAUAACUUUUGACAGGACAUUUCUAAUCAUUCAUGAGUCUCGUCCAUCCUGACUGUUUUGCCUUUGUUUCUGUUAAAUUGUGCCGUCAUGUUGCAUUGUGGAUUUGCACAAAUGCCAUUGUGUCAGGAGGCGAGUUGUUUUAAAACAGACACUCUGUCCUCCGCGUUUUGCGCAGAAACUGUGUGAGUCGUGUGUGUGUGGUUUAAAGCUGUAACAGCCUGAUAACAGCACACUCAUUUUUGGUCAUUUUUAUCUAUAAAGUUAGACAUUUGUGCAUCAAAACCAAACAUUUACUAAAACAUUGGGAUGUUACCAGCACAUGCACAAAUGGGAUAUCAGUUCAGCAUCGUAUGCACAUUUGUCUGCAUUGUGAAAGAUUCCAUUGUGGUCUAUUUUUGUACACUUGCUUGACUUGUAAAUAUUCAUGUUUAGCAUUGUGUAGCCUAUGUUGUGUUAAAUAUCCAGACUGUACGAUAAUAAUGAAUGUGAUUGUUACCAGCUCAAUAUGGACCCUGAUGUUUGAAUGUUAACUUGCAUAUACUGAACAUUUAAACCUACAAAUGUUGCAAAAGGCUCAUGUUAAUAACUGGAUAGCAUGAUCCCCAAAGUGACCCUUCCCAUCCAUCUCUAUUUUGUUCAGAUGGUUUCAAAGACAUUUUAUUAGAAUGUGUUCAGUAAAAACAUGAAAACUUAUUUUGUUGUGGUUUAGGCAGACAUUUUUUUUUUCCAUUGUUGUCAUUUAGAUUGGCAUAAAAAACGCACAUCAAGUUGCAACUGUAUACAGUGUCAUCUUAGUUAAAAGGAUCCAUGUCGGCACAUUUUGAGAAUUUUUCCUGAUUGUUUUGGCUAAAAUUAUUGUACAUUUUCCAGUUAUUUGGAAAAUUUCCAACAGGUUCUUAACAUAUAUGGUAAGAGUCUACAUGGAAUUUUAAGAGGUUUAAACUCUGAAAAAGCACUGCUCGGUUCAAAUUCUUUAGUUUCUUCUGGCUCACUUUUUACAAAUCUUUGGAGAAGAACGUCAAGUUUUAUUUUGUAAUUUCAAGGAAGCUUCACAAAUGAGAGCCGCAGGGCUGAACACAGCAGUUAUGAUUGUGUAUAUUUUAUCUGGAGCUCACGAUGCCAGUCAAAUAUAUAACCAGUUGGAAAUGACGCGUUGAUGUCUUCAUAUAUGAUCAAAUGUCUCUAGUUUCCCUUUGUUUACUCAUGAUGCAUGUGUUUGACUGCCCAUGUGUGACAAUAAAAUUGAAUCCAUUUUUUUCAACCUUU
Oryzias melastigma (Indian medaka) is the source of this 4004-nucleotide messenger RNA. It is a transcript of the gene rnf150a, whose product is annotated as ring finger protein 150a. The transcript is spliced from 7 exons. Lineage: Eukaryota; Metazoa; Chordata; Actinopteri; Beloniformes; Adrianichthyidae. Bases 237 to 1553 code for a protein of 438 amino acids. The record is from RefSeq and is a predicted model, not a curated record.